AUGGGCCAGCCAAAGUACCACCAGAUGACUGCACAAUUCAAGCCAAAAGCUGGCGUCGCGCCACAGCGAGAACCAAAUGAUGAACCCCUCGUCCACAAGUACGGCUCUAAUAGCCGUCAAGAGGUCAAUCUCAACAAGGGACUGCUCACAUACAUACUGAAUAUCGAGUUCAGCACUCCAGACAAGGCUGUGGGGAAGCUAUGGAAGAUUCUGGACAAGAUGAAAGUUUUUGACGACUGGGAGGCUCAAGCGGUCUUUGGCAUCAGAACAAAAGACAAUGGAAAAUGCGAUUAUUUCGAUUUUCCGACAUCGCCAGCCUGA
Messenger RNA from Fusarium subglutinans, 321 nucleotides. RefSeq lists its product as uncharacterized. The record is from RefSeq and is a predicted model, not a curated record. The transcript has a single exon. Bases 1 to 321 code for a protein of 106 amino acids. Lineage: Eukaryota; Fungi; Ascomycota; Sordariomycetes; Hypocreales; Nectriaceae.